AUGGCAGGUGAGCUUCUGCCCCCUGGAGCACGGCUGGUCUGCACACCGAUCGUACUUCCGCCAGUGGCCGACUUCAGGUCUCCCCGGUGGCGUAAGUUGGGAAACUCACUGCAUGAGGAUAAGCCCUGGUCGACGCUGUCCAUACGGAAGGGCUACGGAACAUUUUCAUUUCGGAUGCCGACGCCUGAAUCUACAUCUGCAAUAGAGCAAAACGACCACAGAGGAACUAAUGAUUUACGUCUUUUUACACCAAUCCACAUGCUUAUUGGCAAUAAUCUGUAUCACUCGGGCCUUUCGCGAAUGGUCGCGUCUCCAGGCAUAAUGGCACCUUUGCCCGACACACCGGCAGGCAGGCCACCGGUUCUGAAAGCUGCAUACCUGGCCCCCGCCACCUCGCCGCCACACCCAGCUCAACCCCAACCCCCGCUACAACAUACCUUUCAGCACCAGCUCUCCACAUCCCUCUCGUCACACACCACGGACGCAACUGCUAGAAGGACCGCUUACUUGUCCGAACUACGAGGCGCUGUGGUCUCGCUGCAGGGCGAGGUCAACGCUUAUUUGACCGCACGGAUGGAAGAGGACAGCGCUCGGUCAGCCAGAGUAGAGGGGAAAGACGAAACCAAGGAAGAAGAGAAUUAUGGAGAAGAGGUGGUCAACGAAGAGGAGGAUGAAGAUUAAGUGACAGCUACACGUUUUCGAGGUCCUCAUCAAAUUUGACGUGGAUUGAAAUGAUAAGGUCCGCAGAUGAAGCCUUGGAUUUGAUAUGGUUGGGAUACGAUGAAAAAAGACAACCGGGUAUCAGUUGGAUCGCGACAAUCGCAUAUUCUCGACCGGAAAAAAAAAAAGAGAGAAUAAGGCGAGAAGUGUAUAUACAGUCGAAGCAAAAAAGUUCCCAGGACGUGAUCCAGUCUUAAAAACAAUAUCAGAGAGCACCGUUCCCAGACAAACCGAGGACAAAAAAAUAUUCCCCUGAAAAAUCCGUGCUUUAAACGCCGGAGCUUCGUCUAUUAACACAACCGAGAUGUACGACCGUAUUGCUACAGGGACGCUGAUGACGCUGCCACCCAACCGCUUGUGACAGACACCGCACAUUCUCUCCUCUGUCACUGUUACGAAUCGAUUCCUCCCUCUGUUUCCUCCCAGAAGUCCAUCGCCGAUUAACAGGUCAGCCUCGGAAUUGAUACUUUGCACUUUUCUCAAAGCCGCGACAAUCCUGC
This is a messenger RNA of Coccidioides immitis RS, 1220 nucleotides long. RefSeq lists its product as uncharacterized. Bases 1 to 681 code for a protein of 226 amino acids. The record is from RefSeq and is a predicted model, not a curated record. The transcript has 3 exons. Lineage: Eukaryota; Fungi; Ascomycota; Eurotiomycetes; Onygenales; Onygenaceae.